ACAUACAUACAUACACACACAGACAGGACAAGUCAAUUUUAUUCCAUCCCGUUUCAGUGUAGAGAGAGACCUCCUCCGUGAAAGAACAAUGUCAGCAUUAAAUGGAAAAUGGUUGUUGGAUAGAAUUGAAAAUGGUGACGAAUUCUUGCAGAAACUCCAAAUCCCAGAAGAGGACAAGCAGAAAGCGAAAGUGUUUCUGGACCCAGCAAAUGAAAUAACUCAGGAAAUUGAAAUCAAUGGACAAAACCUGACCAUCAACAUCAGUGCCAAAAACGGCUGGUCUGAGGAAGACAGAGCGACGUUUGGGCAUCCUGUGGAACAAAGCCAUUUUGGAAGGGAAUUUACGGCAUUGUACAAGCUGGUAGGGGACACCAUUGAGGAGCAUCAGAAAGGCAUGUUUGAGGCUAACAUAACUAGGAAGGUUGAGAAAAGUGGAGAGCUUGUAAUGACAAUUGUAGCUGGAGAUGCACAUUGCAAGAGAAUCUACAAACGCCUAUAAAGUCAUUCUGUGACACCAGAGUGCACACUGGAGCAGAUGCACCACAACAACAACAACAACAACAAUACCAACAACGUCUAUAACAGCCACAACAACAACACCAACAACUACAACACUGACACCUCUUCUAAGGCAGCAACAGCAAUGACAGCACUCGAUAAGGAAACUUCUAUGCUAGAAACAACAGCCAACUCCACCUCAAUUCACAGCCCACUGUUUAAGGGGACACAAGACAUGUUGGAUAAUGUAGUCCAAGAUGGACUUUGCCCAUAGAAAUGACAGUAUGCUCAUGGAUGGAUUGCCUUUGAUGAGUGAUUUACUCAAUCAGAGCUGGCUCGGGGUUAAACAACAAUGAUAAGAAUGUCAAACCAAUGAUAGAGUUCCUGUAUUCAGUUACAUCUCUGCUAGAAAUAACAGCUAAAUCUCCUUUAAUUUACAUAUGAACAUUUAAAAAAAAAAGAUCUAUGUAUUGGAUAAUGUAGUCUAGGAUAUGUAUAAUACUGAUGGGAUGGUCAUAGAUGGAACGUCUUUGGGCAUAGGUUUAUUUCCACAAGGCUGGGCUGUGAUGUAAAACUGCUUAUUUCAUCACUGCUAACCCCCCCCCACCCAUCAGUUGCACAACCAGCACAAAACAAGGAACCCUCUAUGACCUGUUAGAAACAGCAGCUGAAUCAUCCUCGUAUCAAACCCUGCUGCCUUAGAAGUAGAGAUAGACGGGAUGAUGUAGUUCUAGAUAUACAAAAAAA
Octopus sinensis (East Asian common octopus) is the source of this 1245-nucleotide messenger RNA. RefSeq lists its product as uncharacterized. Bases 89 to 499 code for a protein of 136 amino acids. The transcript is spliced from 4 exons. NCBI's taxonomy places the organism in Eukaryota, Metazoa, Mollusca, Cephalopoda, Octopoda, Octopodidae. Gene Ontology annotation, molecular function: lipid binding. The record is from RefSeq and is a predicted model, not a curated record.